GCGAUAUUGGUAAGUCGGUCGUCCGUUCUUAUCCUUCUACCAUACCGCCUUCCUUACAAAAACAUAAUAUCAUUUUCCAAUUUUCAGCAUUUUCUCAUAAUCCUUCGCCCCAUCAAAUGAUAAUCCAAGAAUGUUACAUUAAUCCACGUUUUUGUAUAUACAUACUUCAUCAACCACACCAUUCUUGUCUUCCAACCCCGCCCGUGAACAUACAGCACAACGCGCAUGAUGAUGAACAGGCAGUAAGCUCGCAGCUGUUGGGCUUCUUGUCCAAACUACAUUGAAGUGUGUUUCCUGUUCCUGUUCUUGUUCGUGCAAGAAAACCCAAGAAUUUGUUGUUGUUUCUGGGUUUUGUUUCGUUAUGCUGUCGAGAUCUUGCUUCAAUCUCCUGAACCUCGACGACUACUCGAUUGAUCGGACACGGAUUCCGAGGGUGAUUUCUGUGCCUGGAAUCAUAUCAGAGUUUGAGGAUGUGGGCAAUGCGGAGAGCCCGGAAUCUGAUGCGGUUUCAUCCGUCAGUCAAGAGAGGAGAAUAGUCGUUGCCAAUCGUCUGCCGUUGAAGGCGUGUAGAGAUUCAUCGUCAGACGGUAAAAAAUGGUGGUUUGAUUGGGAUAAAGACGCCCUGGUUUUGCAGCUGAGAGAUGGGUUUCCAUCGGAUGUGGAGGUGGUGUACGUGGGGUGUUUGGGGGUGGAAAUCGAUCCCUCCGAACAAGAAGAGGUGGCCCAAUUGCUGCUUGAUAAGUUCAAAUGUGUGCCAACGUUCUUGCCGUUGGAUUUGAUCAACAAGUUCUAUCAUGGUUUCUGCAAGCACUAUUUGUGGGCUUUGUUUCACUACAUGUUGCCUUUGACACCCAAUCAUGGGGUCAGGUUUGAUAAGGAUAUGUGGCAGGCAUAUGUGUCUGCAAACAAGGUGUUUGCUGAUAAAGUAAUGGAGGUGAUCAAUCCUGAUGAGGAUUAUGUCUGGAUACAUGAUUACCACCUCAUGGUUCUUCCCACUUUCUUGAGGAAAAGAUACCAUAGGAUAAAGCUUGGAUUUUUCUUACAUAGUCCUUUCCCUUCGUCGGAGAUUUAUCGAACAUUGCCUGUUAGGGAGGAGAUUUUGAGGGCCCUUUUGAAUUGUGACCUCAUUGGAUUCCAUACAUUUGAUUAUGCUAGGCAUUUCUUGUCAUGUUGUAGUAGAAUGCUUGGUUUGGAUUAUCAGUCCAAGAGGGGGUACAUAGGAUUGGACUAUUAUGGCAGAACUGUUAGUAUCAAGAUCCUCCCUGUUGGGAUUCACAUGGGACAAAUCAAAUCUGUUAUGUCAUUACCUGACACUGCUGAGAAAAUUAAGGAGCUGAUGAAGAAAUAUCACGGGAAGACUGUUUUUUUAGGUGUAGAUGAUUUGGACAUGUUCAAAGGCAUUAGUUUGAAGUUUAUGGCUUUUGGUCUGCUUUUGGAUGAGAAUCCUAUGUACAGGGGAAAUGUGGUUUUGAUUCAGAUCAUGAAUGCGCCGAGGAGUCGGGGGAAGGAUAUUCAGGAGGUCCAUGAUGAGAUUAACAAGGUUGCAUGUGAGGUUAAUAAGAAAUACGGUGAUGAAGAGUAUCGGCCUAUUGUUUGCAUAAACGGCCCUAUGAGUUUUCAGGAUAAAGUUGCGUAUUAUGCGAUCUCUGAAUGUGUUGUUGUGAAUGCUGUCAGGGAUGGGAUGAAUUUGGUGCCGUAUAAGUACACUGUGGCCAGGCAGGGGAGCCCUGAUUUGGACAAGGCAUUGGGAGUUCCAGAUAGUUCUGGGCCCAAGAAAAGUGUUAUUUUGGUUUCUGAAUUCAUUGGUUGUUCUCCGUCCCUCAGUGGGGCGAUUCGUGUGAAUCCUUGGGAUAUCAAUAAUGUGGCUGAGGCCAUGGUUUCGGGAAUCACGAUGCUCGAUUCUGAGAAAGAAUUGAGACACGAGAAGCAUUACAAGUAUGUUGUAUCCCACGACGUUGCCUACUGGGCUAGGAGUUUCCAUCAGGAUCUUGAGAGGGCUUGUUCUGGGCAUUACAGGAAGAGGUGUUGGGGCAUUGGAUUUGGCUUGAACUUCAGAGUCGUCGCGUUGGGUCCAAAUUUCAGAAAGCUCUCAGUCGAGCACAUUGUUUCUGCUUAUAACAGCACGAAUAGCCGGCUUAUCCUUCUUGACUAUGAUGGCACCAUGAUGCCACCGGAUAGGGUCGACAAAUCUCCAAGCCCUGAAGUUAUUUCAGUCUUGAACAGCUUAUGCAACGAUCCCAAAAAUGUUGUGUUUAUCAUUAGUGGCAGAGGAAAAGAUUCACUUGGCAAGUGGUUCUCUCAGUGUGAAAAGCUUGGGCUGUCUGCAGAACACGGUUACUUCACCAGGUGGAGUGAGAAUUCGAAGUGGGAAUCAUGCGAGUUAGCAGUCAACAUGGACUGGAAGACGAUUGCGUUGCCCGUCAUGGAGCAUUAUACAGAGGCUACUGAUGGUUCAUCAAUAGAGCAGAAGGAAAGUGCUCUUGUUUGGCAUCAUCAAGAAGCCGACCCCGACUUUGGCUUGUGGCAAGCAAAAGAGCUACUUGAUCACCUCGAGAGUGUACUCGCUAACGACCCUGUCGUAGUAAAAAGCGGUCAGCAAAUUGUCGAGGUGAAACCACAGGGCGUGAGCAAAGGCGUAGUCGUAAAGAAUCUAAUGGAAACCAUGAAGAAUACAGGAAAACCAGCAGACUUUGUUCUGUGCAUAGGCGACGACAGGUCCGAUGAGGACAUGUUCGAGGCCAUCUCCAGCUCCAUCACCAGCCGCUCACUACCUGAUACAACAGAAGUUUUCGUCUGCACGGUCGGCCAAAAACCGAGCAUGGCGAAAUACUAUCUCGACGAUACAUUUGAAGUGAUCAAAAUGCUUCAAGGCCUCUCGGCGGUAUCAGCCCAGCAAUCCUCCUCGAAAUCGGGCUUGGCUUGAAGAUGUUACAACACAAAAUGAAGGUUGAUCUAGAAGUAGGGAGAUUGAAACUGUUGCUUUGUACAGAAGAUGGUGUAGUUGCAUGUCAUCUCAUUACAGAUAGAUUCGAAAGUGACUGAGUAGGUUGAUUUUCACCUUAUCCCAUGUUAGGAUAUAAUAAUGUUUUUUGGUUUGUCAGUCUCUUUACAGCACUAAUCUUAUGACAUAGAGGUCCAAAUGCUGGUGAUUAGAUUGAUACGUUUCUAUGUUUGUAUUAGAAGGUAAGCAUGCUUUCCAAACCUUGUCAUCCCUCCACCUUCAUUAAUACAGAUUCUUGCUUUCUUUUGUUGCUGCUA
Sesamum indicum (sesame) is the source of this 3258-nucleotide messenger RNA. RefSeq names its product putative alpha,alpha-trehalose-phosphate synthase [UDP-forming] 11. The record is from RefSeq and is a predicted model, not a curated record. Gene Ontology annotation, molecular function: trehalose-phosphatase activity. Lineage: Eukaryota; Viridiplantae; Streptophyta; Magnoliopsida; Lamiales; Pedaliaceae. Gene Ontology annotation, biological process: trehalose biosynthetic process. Gene Ontology annotation, cellular component: cytosol.